Molecule: messenger RNA, 1395 nt
Organism: Hydra vulgaris (swiftwater hydra)
Lineage: Eukaryota; Metazoa; Cnidaria; Hydrozoa; Anthoathecata; Hydridae
Source: RefSeq, a predicted model, not a curated record
AUGGAUAAUGAAAUUGAAAAAGACAAAUUCAAAUCAACAGUAAAUGAUUUAGAAAAUAAUUAUGACGAUCAUCUAAAUGAAAUGCUUCCAAAACUCCACCGAGGUGACAUUGCAUCAUCCAAUCGUACGCUUGGGUUAAUAGACUCUGUAAUGGCUACUUCUGCGACGUUUCUUAUUAUACCUAUAAGAAAUUUGAAAAAAUUGAAAGAUGGUGAAGAUUUAAGUGAUUUUUUUUUUGAAAAUCGAUUGGAAUUUGUAAUGUUUUUCUUGGGCUUUGCAGUGGUAUUGACAAUAUGGGAAAAUAUUAAUAUUCGAGCCAUGGUAAUCAAACGUGUAGAUGAUCUUUUUUUGUUUUUCAUUUGCUUGGAGAUGUUAGCCACCACUGUUCUGCCGUUUUCAAUAGCUCUGCAAGGUCAUUAUCCUAGCGAAGUUUCCUCCAUUUUACUUACCUGCUUUAUUAUAGGAUUUAUGAAUGUGAACGACAUUAUUUUAAGUAUCUACGCAAUGAAAACACCCAGAGUUUUGCACGUCAUGAUGCAAAAGUGGACCAAACCUCAUUUGAACAGAUUUCAAAACUGUUUUAUAGUAAAACCUGUUAUCAGUUUGAUGUUAGUAUCUCUUAGUGCUAGUUUUUGCGUUCUAAACUAUGCGGUGUCUUGGUUUAUUCUUUCCUUACUUAUUAUGAUGCCAGUAAUCAAUAAAUGUUACUAUUUUAUUCGGAGAAGAAUAAUGAAACCAACUGAUUUAGAAUGCUGUCGUUUUUAUUACUGUUUUACAAAAGGUAACAUUUCAAAAGAGCGUAUCGAAACAAUGAGUGACGCGGCAGUAGCAAUAAUUGCAUGUAUUUUGAUCUUAGAUAUAACGGUUGAAGAUUUCCCCUUUAAAGAAAAAGUUUAUCAGUUCGGACUAAACUAUGAGUUAAAUAAAAUGCACCCGUUUGCAUGUCUCUGUCCUUUAGCUGGCAAUUUAGUUUUGAAGCUAUCUACGGCAGGCAAUAAGAACUCCAAUCACGCUAUACGAAUUUCUGCUCUAAUAAUUUUUUUUUCAAGUUCAGCGAACUUAUUAAUCUUGUUAUACGGCUUGUUUUUUGGAAAGAGAUAUUUGCAUCCUUGGGCAGUAUUUGGAUGCUUUAAAGUUAACGCGCGGCAGCAUUUGUACACUAUACUUAAAGCAUUUAAUUUACCAUUUUGGUCUUUAGUAUGCGUUCUGGGAACUCUCGGGUCACCAAAUAUAGCCCUUUAUUCUAUGUACGCGUGUUAUAUUGGCUCCGUUGUUACAACUUUUUCAUCAAAGUUGCUUUUUAUGAAUAACUUUGGUAAAAAAUCGUAUGCUCACGAGCUUCAAAAUUUGGAUACUGGUUGCACGGAACCAACCAAAAUUGACCAGAGAGACUAA